CCAUUGGCGGCGUCGGUGGCGCGAGCGGCCGCGGGAGCCCCGAGCACGCCGGAGGGGCGUGGCGGCGCACGCGCGCUCCCGAGCGGGAAGGGGUGUCAUGGCGGCGCCCACGCUCCCUACCCCCAGGUACGACCACGUGGGGCCGCACGGGCCUUUCCGGGACGUGUACGAGCCGGCCGAGGACACCUUCCUGCUGCUGGACGCGCUGGAGCGGGACGCGGCCCGCCUGCGGGAGGCUCGAGUUGAGAUCUGCCUUGAAAUAGGAUCUGGAUCUGGUGUGGUUUCAACAUUUCUAGCUUCUUCCGUUAUUGGCUCCAGCGCGCUGUAUAUAUGUACAGAUAUCAACCCAAUGGCAGCUUACUGUACACUGGAGACAGCUGCACUUAACAAUGUUCACCUUCAGCCAGUCAUUACUGAUUUGGUCAGAGGACUGUCUCCAAGAUUAAAUGGGAAGGUUGAUCUACUGCUAUUUAAUCCACCGUAUGUUGUAACACCUUCUGAAGAGGUGGAAAGCCAUGGAAUAGAGGCAUCUUGGGCUGGUGGCAGAAAGGGCAGAGAAGUAAUGGAUCGAGUUUUUCCAUUAGUACCAGACCUACUUUCACCAGGAGGAUUAUUCUACUUGGUCACAAUAAAAGAAAAUAAUCCAGACGAAAUUCUGGAAACAAUGAAGAAAUAUGGCUUAGAAGGCACACGAGUACUUUCCAGGCAAGCAGGACAAGAGAUGCUUACUGUCCUCAAAUUUAAGAAGCCUUGAUAACUGCUCUUAACCUUGCCAAUACUAGGCAUGCAGAAAGCUGAACACAGGGUACUGAAAUUAUCAAAUCAAUUUUUAAGCCAAGACUUUCACUGUCUUAGGGUGUAUACUCACUUCCCAAUUACUGCAGUGAGACUGAUGAAGAGACCGUACUCUUUUUUUAAUUAUUAUUUUUAUUUUAUCCUGGAUGUUAACCAGCUGUUCUCUGCUGUCAGAAGUACAGUUGUCCCCUGGCUAUCUACAGGACAGUUGUGGGGGAAUUGUGAAAUACCCUACCUUGUUGCAUUUGCACUUAAAAGCCCUAAAGACUUACCUCUAUAAAUAGAUAUUUGUAUAUUUGUCAUUGUGGCUUAUUAAAAUAACAUACUUGGUAUAA
Falco peregrinus (peregrine falcon) is the source of this 1130-nucleotide messenger RNA. It is a transcript of the gene HEMK2, whose product is annotated as N-6 adenine-specific DNA methyltransferase 1. The record is from RefSeq and is a predicted model, not a curated record. Gene Ontology annotation, molecular function: nucleic acid binding; protein methyltransferase activity; S-adenosylmethionine-dependent methyltransferase activity. Gene Ontology annotation, biological process: methylation. The transcript is spliced from 6 exons. The coding region runs from base 98 to 754 and encodes 218 amino acids. Lineage: Eukaryota; Metazoa; Chordata; Aves; Falconiformes; Falconidae. Gene Ontology annotation, cellular component: eRF1 methyltransferase complex.